Microthlaspi erraticum is the source of this 525-nucleotide messenger RNA. Lineage: Eukaryota; Viridiplantae; Streptophyta; Magnoliopsida; Brassicales; Brassicaceae. The record is from the annotation of a GenBank genome assembly.
AUGACUAAGAAGCGCCGUAGUCUACAUUACAGCUGGAGCUGGAGGAACAGAUGCUCAGUGCAGGAUUGGGCCGAUAUGCUGCUUAGGAUGUAUAUGAGAUGGGGAGAGAAGCAGAGGUACAAGACAAAAGUUGUUGAAAUGUUUAAUGGAGAAGAAGCAGGGAUCAAGUCAGCGACCCUUGAAAUCGAAGAGAAAGGAACUCAUAGGAUUGUUCGACAAUCACCAUUCAAUACCAAAGGCCUUCGCCAGACAAGCUUUUCCGGCGUGGAAGUGAUGCCAAUUCUGCCUGAGGAAGCGGUAGGGGUUGAUAUACCGGAGGAGGACCUUGAGAUUACUUUCACGAGAGCAGGUGGUAAAGGAGGACAGAAUGUUAACAAGGUUGAAACUGCUGUUCGCUCCGUUGCUUGUGUUGUGGUCCGUUGCUCAGGUUUGUCUUUCUUCUUUCACCAAUCUACUCAAACAUUCAAUGCAAGAAAGGCCAAAGGUAGCUGCAAUCUGCAUUUGUGUCAGCCUGUCGAAUCCUAA